Molecule: messenger RNA, 1883 nt
Organism: Schizosaccharomyces octosporus yFS286
Lineage: Eukaryota; Fungi; Ascomycota; Schizosaccharomycetes; Schizosaccharomycetales; Schizosaccharomycetaceae
Product: sulfite sensitivity protein SSU1
Exons: 1
Coding region: 285-1487 (400 amino acids)
Biological process (GO): sulfite transmembrane transport; transmembrane transport
Cellular component (GO): plasma membrane
Molecular function (GO): sulfite transmembrane transporter activity
Source: RefSeq, a predicted model, not a curated record
AUUUUGAUCAGAUAUACUUAACGAACGACUUUAAACAAGUAAAUGAAUCAGUGUCCCUUUGCAUAGUCAACUCUGUGAAAAAAGAAGGCAAAAUAAGGAAGAAAAGAAGAAAAGAAAAAGGAUAUUGCCAUAAAUGAAUAGAAGCGUUCCUGUUCAUCUCAUUGCGUGAUACAAGACUCCAUUGUGAGAACUUUUUUUAUAAUUAUCCAACCUCUAUUAUAGGAAUCGCACAAGUUUUUCCUUUUUUUUGUUUCUUUUUUCUUGUAUGCAUUAAAAUCGGAGGAAUGAAAUUAGGAUCUGCUGUCUAUAGAUUUUUGGUGCAGGAUUAUCAAAACAUAUGGAUGGUAUCCAUCAUGGGAACCGCCAUUUCUGCUAACAUUUUGUAUAGUUUUCCUUAUAGUGCACAAUGGCUACGCAUUUGUUCGUACAUCAUGUUUGGAUGUGCUCUUAUAUGCUUUUUUUUAAACACCAUCAUCUUUUUCUUGAAAUAUGUCGUCUACAGAUCGUACCUACCAGAUGGGAAGACGUUUUAUAAUGUAGCAGACACCUUGUGUUUAGGCUGCUAUGGUAUGGGAUUGUCAAGUAUCAUCAAUAUGCUAUGUUAUUUGACUAACCCUUCAUCCACGCCACAAAAUUGGGUCAAUUUUAUCUAUAUUAUUUGGAUUUUCAAUACCGUAAUGUCUUUCUAUACCUCGUGGGUGAUAUUUUCGUUUGUGUUUACCAAACGAGUAACCUUUCAAUUUUCCACCCUCUUAGGAAAUAUCGUACUUCCUUUUGUUCCAUUGACAGUUGCUUCUGCAACUGGAACAGUCGUAGCUCAAACCUUUUGGUCUCGCCUGAGUCGUACAAUAUUCUUAAACACCAUCAUUACCUGCUAUAUUUGUUGGGCCAAUGCUGUUUCGGUGGGCUUUUGUGUCAUUGGUAUCAUUAUAUGGAGAUUGAUUUUCUACAAAUAUCCAGAUAGUCCUGUUGCUUUUACUCAAUUUGUCCCUAUUGGUGUGCUUGGUCAAGGUGCUUUCGGGAUUAUCAUGCAAGCACUAAAUAUUAAGACAUAUGCGCAUAACUAUCUACAAAAUAUUUCGUCUGUUAAUAUCUAUACCAAUGUUUUGUUAAUAAUUUCUGGAUUUUUAUCUCUAUUUUUGAUCUCUCUUGCCUAUUUUCUUACCUUUGUUGCUUUCUUUGGUGUUUUCACUCAUGGGGUACGACACGACUUUACAGUUCUAUGGUGGGCUAUUACUUUCCCAUUAGGUACUAUGUCAAUCUCCAAUUCAAAACUUGGUGAAGUAGCGCAACUUACCUUUUUCCGUGUUCUUGGUGCCAUUUACGGUGUUGCCUGCAUCUUUAUUACCAUCGUUUGCAUUCUCGGAAGCCUCUACUUGGGAGUCCUUAAGUUUCGCAAGGAAUUUUUUCAACAGAAUCUAGACAAUUCGUUACCUAUAUCUGUCACAGAUGAGACAAAGCGAGCUUCUAGCGGGCGCUCCUCCUAAAUGCCAUACACGAUCGUAUCCCUCUUGCUUUUUCGUAAAAAGCAAAGUGUUUCCUUUAUCUCGAAUUCCGACCAUUAGUUGUGCAUUUUUUGAUAUUCUAAACAAAAAACGAGAACCAUUGACCUUAAAGAAACGAAGAUACACCAAUAAAUACAGGUGAUUCCAUAACCCGUCAAACAAUGGUUCUGCUAAGGAAUAAAACAAAACUCCCUUAUACCUUUCUUUUGAUAAUUUAUAUAAGUAUUUAAUCUGGUUAUUCGAAUCUGGAAUUCUUUUUAUAUGUAAAAACUAGUUAAGAAUGCAACUUUUCCUUUUGUUUAUAUUACAUUAAUAUACACUUUUAUUGUUGACUAGUGUAGUGAGGGAAAUUAAUAAAUCCUUAAACGAAAUUCCGAG